Entrophospora sp. SA101 is the source of this 210-nucleotide messenger RNA. NCBI's taxonomy places the organism in Eukaryota, Fungi, Glomeromycota, Glomeromycetes, Entrophosporales, Entrophosporaceae. The record is from the annotation of a GenBank genome assembly.
AUGAAAUGUGACGUGCUUUCAGCUAUUGAUAAAUUAAAAAUCUUUAAUAAUCUGGAAAUACCAAAGAAUACACUAUCAGCUUAUAUCGGUGAUUCCGAGACUGAUUUACCAUGUUUAUAUGUUGCAGAUGUUGUUGAUUUUGAUGUAUUCGUAAUUGAGAUUGAAAUUGCUGAUUUUGAAGUUGAGAUUGAAAUAGGUUUUGUUGAUUAG